Didymosphaeria variabile is the source of this 537-nucleotide messenger RNA. It is a transcript of the gene PSF3, whose product is annotated as DNA replication protein. The transcript is spliced from 4 exons. Lineage: Eukaryota; Fungi; Ascomycota; Dothideomycetes; Pleosporales; Didymosphaeriaceae. The coding region runs from base 1 to 537 and encodes 178 amino acids. Gene Ontology annotation, biological process: mitotic DNA replication initiation. Gene Ontology annotation, cellular component: GINS complex. The record is from RefSeq and is a predicted model, not a curated record.
AUGACCUACUACGAUGUCGAUGCUAUCCUCACAGAUGCUCAGAAAGUACCAUGCACCUUCGAGCUGACCGUCCCUGGACUGGGCUUCCUAGAAGGCAACAUGAGCGGCGACAUAAAGCAUGGGUCCAAAGUUGAGCUACCCCUCUGGCUAGGAGAGAUGCUUGCUCUUUCUCAAAGCCUUAGCACUGGUACACCCCUCGUCUCCCUCGACCACCCGCCGGCCCUCAGCCCCCGCGUCCUCAACGCUCUCAAGGCUGAUGCGCGGACUGUCGAUCUGAGGGCUCUGGUGCCUCAUUUCUACAACCUCGGUGCACGCGUUCUUGAAUUGUUUGAAGAGGAAGAGAUGAUCGAGGUGCUCAGCGAUUCCUUCAAAGCCAGGGCCGCCGUAAUAGCUGAUCAGGCUCAUAAUCCGCGAGGGGCUCUUGGAGAAGGCGCUGACUUCAUGCGAGGUCUAGAUGAAAAUGAGAGACAGCUGUUCAGAGCUUCGCACGAUAGCGCAAAGGCCGUGCGGACGUGGAUGACUGAUAUCAAGACGUGA